ACAAUACAACGGCGGGCGCGUAAACUUUUUUGAAAACAACACAACCGGCGGGAAAGAAGCGAUGCAAGAUGGCUACAAAUAGUGAUUCAGAUGAUGAAGAAUGCCCUGAUCUCGUGCCGUCAGCCUGCGUGCGGAUUCCUGUGACUAUUAUUACUGGAUAUUUAGGGUCUGGUAAGACAACAUUACUGAAUUACAUCCUAACAGAACAGCACAACAAGAAGAUUGCUGUCAUUUUGAAUGAAUUUGGUGAAGGAAGUGCAAUUGAGAAGUCCAUGGCUAUUGGCCAGGAAGGGGAACUCUAUGAAGAGUGGCUAGAAUUGAGGAAUGGCUGCUUGUGCUGUUCUGUUAAGGAUAAUGGAAUAAAAGCCAUUGAGAAUCUGAUGCUGAAGAGGGGCAGGUUUGACUACAUACUAUUGGAAACCACAGGCCUAGCGGACCCUGGUCCAAUAGCUUCCAUGUUCUGGCUUGACGAUGAGCUAGGAAGUGACUUGUGUUUAGAUGGCAUUGUCACUGUUGUUGAUGCCAAAUAUUGUCUACAGCAUUUGAAUGAAGCCAAAUCAGGAGAAGAAAUCAAUGAGUGUAUAAGACAGGUUGCCUUGGCAGACAUUAUACUAAUCAACAAGCUGGAUUUGGUCGGUGAAGAGGAACUCACUCAACUCAGAGACAGACUACAGUCAAUAAACUCAGUAGCAAGGUUUAUUGAAACUCAGAGAUCAAGAGUCGACUUGGAUGCUGUACUGGAUCUUCAUUCAUUCGACUCGGCUGAAAAGAAACGUGACUGGUGCCCGACAGGAAGCCAUUUACCCAACAGCAGCACAGAACUACAGCGAAAGCAUAUAGAUCAGGCUGUUACCACAGUAACGGUCGAGUGCAAAGGGGAGGUGCUUCUUGAGGAGCUUGACACGUGGUUGCAGGAAUUAUUGUGGGAAAAAUCAUUUGUGGGUAGAGACGGAAAACCGAUGGAAAUUCUACGAUUCAAGGCUGUGGUGUCUAUUUACGAAGAAAGUCGGCGAGUGAUCGUGCAAGCGGUGCAUGAGCUGUUUGACAAGACUACGACGACACCGUGGGAGUCGGCGGAUUCCCGGAUUAACAGACUUGUAUUUAUUGGUCGUCACUUGGACCUUGAUUUCCUCCAAUCUUCCUUUACCAAAAUCUUACAGCCAACCGCUAGUUGACGAGACCAGAAAGGUUAGAAAAACGGACUAAAGUCUAGGCUGUUGGCAGUACACAAUAUUACCGCGUACUGGGUGGAGCGUGUUUUCGCGCGGUGCAUGAUGGACCUUUCCGAGUUCGCGGGACAUGGCGGGAAGCACGGAAAUGGAAUUUGUUCUUGCCAGACUCUUUUGGUAAUCGGUUUGACUAGAUUAAAUGUAUAACAAUAAUAAGGAAACCUUACAAUAAUUUCAGGCUAGGUCAGGUCUUUUUAUUGAUUUUUACAAGUGAUUUUUUUAUGUUUGAUGGACAAUAUCGUCAUUUUUCCAUUCCUAGGUUCCUUCAAUUUAAUCUAGUUCUUGCCAUGCAACUGAUGAAUGGUCGAUUCGAAUCGCCUCUAGCAUGUGUGCCCGUAGUAAUCACUCAUAUAUUUUGCUGGAAAAGUGUUAUUUUCUUUUGAAAAAUAUUGUGCUUUUUCUGCCUUCUUCAGAGUGUAAUAAAUAUUUUCAUAGACAUUGGAAUUGUCUUUUCAAAACAUUAGGUUUUAAGUUUCCUUGCUUAUCAUAGUUUGAAAGGAAGAAAAACAGUUUUUUCCAGAUAAGACAAAAAAGGGAAUUUGAAUUUAUAACGAAUGGACGCCUUUCUUUAUUCAAAUUAUAAAAGUAAAAUGCAAGAGUAAGAAUGUAAAUAGUGCUUUACGAGAACUAGAUUUUCUAACAGAAUCUGCAUUUAUUCUUAGGCCUUAUUUCUAGAAAAUUCCCACUAUUUAUAUUCUACAAUUGGAAAUCCGUUUUGUCUAAGUAAAUUAAAUUAAAAUUGAAACCUGAAAUUGUUUUACCAGCUAAGAUAUAUUGAUAAUUGAAUUUCAAAAAAAGAGGUGGGAAAAUAAAUGAUUUUUUCUUGUUUUGAUUUCUAUUUAUUUUAUUUUGAUAUUUUGAAGGAUUCAUUUUCAGAGAUUCAUCUUGAAAUAAAUAUAUUUUAUCGAUCGAAAAACAGCAAAACGAAGGCAUCCAGAUGUUUUGAGAUAAAAACUCCCUAAAAAUAUAUUAGUUUACUUGAUAAGUAUCGGGAAGCCUAACAUUUCUAUUAUCUGGGCGUGAGAAACAUUUUGAAUACAAACUAUUAUUAAUAAUGGCCAAGUGAGCGCUGUCAUAAUUGCCAUGUUUUUGAGCACUUAUGUUUAACUUAAUCUAUAAUUUACACGGGGGGGAAACGGAUAAGAUCAAGUCAAGAAACUAUAUAGAGAGCGCCACCGGAUUCAUGAAUUCAACCCCUAGUUUGCUCUCAAUGCUUUUCGUCAUGUAAUUACAUGUGUUGACAUAGAGUAGAAUGGAGGAAAAAGCGGGUUAGGACUAUCAAUUGUGGUGACUUAGUCUGCCAGCUGAAAAUUAUGUAGAGCGUUUUACGUUUUAAGGUGAAAAUUUACGCGCCGUACUCAUUUCCGUUGCCUGACAAAAUGGCUUGUUUUUUAAACGGCAAGUUUAAUUACUGAAGCACACACAGAGAACACAGGGCUUUACUGAUCUAUCCCUAAAUAAUUUAGUGUCAGGAAAUGGAGAUAAUAUAUGUUGGGAUGAAAAGAGUAAUUAUUUGUACUCGAACUUGUCCGCGCGUAUUCAGGCGGUUGCAAAUUGUGUACUUUUACCGUUUACGACAAAGUGUGUAUAAAUACUUUACUUCAAGGCGAAUCGUAAUAAAAACCGAUUGUCUGUAGGUGUUGGACAAAUACUUAGACACAGUCCAACUUUAUUUCACUUUGAAUGCAAGCAAAAUGGAAAACAGGAUUUGUUUUGGAGUUUGACUUUUGAAGUCCGUGAACCUUUUUAUUUUUUUCAACAUUUGGAAGUCUUUGUUCGCGUGGGCUCUAGCGACGGAACUGAAUUCUCCUUCAAUUUUGUAAUGAGACGUUUAUACCCUUAACCCUCCGUGGGAAGUCUAUGAUACAAUACAACUCCAAUAGUAUUUUAUCAAAGGGUUCGAUUUGCGAAGAGCCGUCUACGCGAUUAGCGGUCCCCAGGUGAAAAGCCCGAACACAAUUCCUACCUAUUACUUCCUUUCAUUUCAAUUAGUAUCAGUUAGUACACUAUAAUCCCAAUGAAUGUGAUCCUCUUUAAACUUUAAACUCCUUUGCGGUCCUUCCAAUCGCUGGGAAGAAAUUUCUAAAAGCCAAUUUAUUAUUUGAAAAAGAGUUUUGUUUUUAUUUUUCCCAUUUGCGGUUUUGCGAGAUGUCCGUCUUUGCUGUUUGUCAUAACAAAUUUCUUUUCGGGGCUUUACUAGAUUUAAUUGUUUCACCUUCCAUCCUACUUAAUAAAUGUUGUUAUAAUUCACAGAGAGAUAAAGAUAGAAUAUGGCACAGUGCUUUGCAGUGUUUAAUAAUAAUAUAUUGAACUGGAGUGCUCUAUAAAUAUUGAAACACUAGAACAAACAGCUCCUCUCGAAUAUGUCAAAAACUAAAGUAGCCUCUUUUCCGGAUCUUUUUUUAACUCCAAAAAUGUGUGUGUCUGAGCUCUAUUAUCUUUUUUUCUUUCUUCAGAAAUAAAAUCAAGAUUCUUAUUUUUGGUAUAUUGCGAGGAUGCCAACGAAUCGGUAUUAAUGUUUAUGAAUUAUACUGCAUGUGAGGUGAAAUUCGACAAUAUUACUUUUUACCACCUGUUUAAAACCGCUGAAUUGUUGUGACUUGAUUUUUUUUCACAAAAUUCACCUAUAUGCCAUUUUGGAUAAUUCUUUUGAUUCCUUCCUUAAACUUUUCUGAAUGCUGAAACCUUUUUUUUGCUGUCUCUGUUUAAGCAAAUUUGCUGUAUAUCUUUUAUUUUAUUUUUUUUAUUACGGCUUUUCUGUGUUUUUCAAUAGAACACUAAUUUUCGCGCUGUGUUGAAGUAUUUGUUUUCCUAGAAUGCUUUAGCAAGACCUUAUGUUUUUAUAAUACUGAAAUUGCGAAAACACAUCUAUCAUUUUUGUAAGAUAAACUAAAGGUAUUCUAGAUCUAUAUUCCAUAUGUUUGAAACAUGACGAUCCAAGUUUUCGGAUAUAGAACCCUACAAUUAUCUACAUGUUUCUACUUAAAUAACAAUUCCAGUCUCAAUUUGUAAAAUUAAAUGAAAAUUAGGAAAUCGUGGCUUCGUAUUGUGUAAAAAAAAAUAAUGAAAUUUCCAAAGAGUCUAACCCCAAUUCUAUGAUUAAUGGUACCUUUUAAGUAAUUUCUUUAUUUCCAAUAAUUUAAGUAUUUUUUUCUCCGGUCGAUGAUUUUUAAAGGAUAUCCCAAUUGGUAGUUUGUUUUAAGCGGGACGCUUUCCAUACUCAUUUUUAAAUUUCUAUUGAUUGAAUUAAAGUAGAUCCUGUAUUUGAUACUACCACUGAUUACAUUAUUUUGAUUUCAUGUAAAAGGUUUGUUAUAGGCUUAGCGGAAAGACAGGAUCACAACAAUGGAAAAAAAAGUCUAGCAAGAUCGGGUGAUACAAUUUUUGCUUUUGAAAGAAUUUUAAACCAAUAGAAAUUCUGAAAUUUGGCGGGUUAGCAUGUCGAUCGUCUCAACUAAAAACACAGUUUCUUUUCGAGCUUGCGGUUCCCAGUGCGACUCCAGAUAUCUUAUCUUCUUCAAUAAAUUCCUUGUUAAUUACGCGAGCUAUCCAUAUCCUCGCAUAUACCAAGAAUCAGAUAAAAUGCUUUAUUUGCAUAACUUUUACAACGAUACUUUCUUUGUGGGCUUUCUAAAGACCCCGGCCAAUUUCGAAUGAAAAGUGAUACUACGGCGGUUUCUCCAUGUCAAGCAAAGUUUAUUCAAUGUCUUUUUUCGAUUUAAAUACUUGAUGCUAUUUCUAGUCGGGAAUGUAAGCCAUACUGGAAUAGCUAUUUUCUCAGACUUUGCGUGGUAUUUGUAAAGUGUUUUUAGCUCUGUUUCGUGUGAUUAUUGUAGCUUGCGAUCCAUCAUCGCCGCUAAUCGAUUGGCGGGAAUGAAGAUUGAUUCUUGCCCGUGUGUCCAUGUUUGGCAGGGGUUAAAGUAAGCAGUUAGCACGCAUUAAAGCGGGUUUUGUUGAAUGAUAGAAUAACAUACUUUUUUCUCGUUUAGCUACCGACUUAGAUACACGAUCUUAAGAAAACGUUCUGCAAACUGACCAUAUUUGUUAGCUUUUUUUAAACACCCAUCAACCAUUACUCUUUCUACCUUCAGAUAUUUCUACCAAAUUCUUAAUCCUCUCAUGUUAUAUAAUAUUUUGAGGGCUCAUUUAACAAUUAUUGGUAAAGUACAAAUGAAAAUAAAAAAUGAGAUUUUGUAUAGAUAGCGAGUGAAAGACUCGCUCUCUAGGACACGAAGUUAGUGACAUAUCUCUAUCAAUUAGUCAUUUCAGCUGUUUCGUGAGAGAAGCAGAGAACCCUAAUUUUUGAAUUACCUCAACUAAGAUAUAGUUAGCCCAUAGCCGCUCCAAGGUGCGAUUAUAAUUGACUUUAGUGGAGUCAAUAUUAUACGUCUCGAGUAUGCGUAAUUGUUUAUCGAUAUAGAUCCUUUGAAAAUAAUUUCUCAUAGCUCGUAAAUUAGUGUCCUUUUCAGAUCUAUUUGCAAGGUUAAUUUGGUAAUGGCGCACGGUGGCAUAGAGUAUGGAGCUCUAAGCACCCUCACAAUACUGUUAAUUCAAGUCUCAACAUCUUCGCAUUGUGUUCAGGCAAAGUUAGUAGCCGCGAAACUAUUACGACUAAUGCCUCUUGUACUACACAAAACCAGCGCGUUGCAAACUCCAGCCUUUCAUUGUCGUUUUACAAUAUUCUAUAUAACUGCGGGGUCUUUUAAGCAAUUCUCAAGCAAUGAAAAUAGUCGGUGGAUCGUUUUUAGAUUAGAAAAUGUCGCAAAUUAGCGCUACGACCACAUAGCUUCCCGGCAAGUUGAGCGGUUUCCUUUUUUUUUUUUUGUCUUUGGGAUUUCUAGCGCAAGUUUUAAACAAUCCUUUACGAAUUUUUUUGCUGAUGUUUGUUUAUUGGUUGGCUCACCGGACGGUAGUAUCUUGUACAAGGAAGAAAAUAAUCAAAUUGUACUGAGUAAAACAAAGGUUGUGCCAGAGCUCCCUUGUAUCGCUAACAGAGCCACGCGUAGAACUAAUUGCUCCGUUCUGCCGCGCUAUAAACUAAUUUCCGUCCAACUCGACGGGAUGUGAAGCCAGCUACAGAGUAUACAAGUGGUCAUUAUUUCUCCCGGUAAAAUGCGCGCUUGAAACGACAAGACGCUGUUUAUAUUAACGUUGUAAACUGACACGAGUGCGAAGUUGCUAAGAGCGUGAGAAUUCGGCGUAAUCGCGCGCGCGUGCCAAAAUCGCUCGCUGAUCAUUUUACCCGGCAUACUUAUGCAUAACGCAAUAACCUACCUUCGGUUCCUGUUUAAGUUUAUCGACCAUAGAGAAAGUUUUUAUACGGCUUAAUUAUAAAACACACUGCCGUAAUUAGGUAAUUAUUAGAUACGACUAUGUCGCAUCAUGCUUUUUAAUGCUAAUGCACAAAUAAAUCUGCGAUGCCUCCGGGGUGCGAUGGGAUGUUGUCGGAGGCGCGCCUUACUAAGUGGGUGGGCCUCCACGGGAUUUGACGUAUUCAAAGAGCACUAUAAAAGUUUGCGGAGAAGUUAAGCUCGUCAGUUAGACACGGAUCUGGCAAGGUACACACUCUCCGUGCGAAAAAACGGGAUUUUCCACCAAGCCAAAGAGAAAGAACGUGCUGACAUGGCGACAGAUGAUGCAAAGAUGUUUAAAA
Nematostella vectensis (starlet sea anemone) is the source of this 6882-nucleotide messenger RNA. Its product is annotated as COBW domain-containing protein 2. The transcript has 13 exons. Gene Ontology annotation, cellular component: cytoplasm. NCBI's taxonomy places the organism in Eukaryota, Metazoa, Cnidaria, Anthozoa, Actiniaria, Edwardsiidae. The record is from RefSeq and is a predicted model, not a curated record. The coding region runs from base 69 to 1175 and encodes 368 amino acids.